AUGAAAGUUGAUUUAAGCAAAAUAACAGCUUAGAAUCUAGUACCUGAUUUGCUCUUGUAUUUGUCCUUGACUGAGAAUAGUGGACUGGUUGAAUUCUGUCAAAAGCAACCCAUAAAACAUCGGAAAAUGUAUUAUUACUUACAAUACAUGUUACCACAUGAAACCAAUUACAAGAAGGGUCAGUACAUUUUAUAGGAAUCCAGUAUGUAGAAAUAAUUCGAGGAGACAUUGAAUGAGCCAUACGUCAAAGAGUACGAAGUGGGAUUACACCAUUGCGAUUUCUUCUUGCCAAAUUCGAAUACGAUAGUGGAGGUGAAUGGAUAUAAACAUUACAUUCACUUCAAGGAGAGGAAGACUGGUCAAUACCAGUAGAAAUAUAAUUACCUGAUAAAGAAGGGAUUUAAUGUUAGAGAAAUAGAUAAUAAUGAUAACCGUAUAUGA
Molecule: messenger RNA, 441 nt
Organism: Paramecium tetraurelia
Lineage: Eukaryota; Ciliophora; Oligohymenophorea; Peniculida; Parameciidae
Exons: 1
Source: RefSeq, a predicted model, not a curated record